CCCAAUCCACUACGCGGCUUUCGCGCCUGCGCCCUAAGCAGCCGGUUACUCGCAUCUGGGAAGUUGCGGUCUCAGGUGCAGCAGAGACCACAGCGGAGUGUCCAUGGACGCUGUGGCAGAGGAGCAGGGAAAGAUGUGGGUAUUUGGUUACGGGUCUCUGAUCUGGAAGGUGGACUUCCCCUAUCAGGACAAGCUGGUCGGAUACAUCACAAACUACAGCAGGCGCUUCUGGCAGGGCAGCACGGACCACCGCGGGGUCCCUGGCAAGCCCGGAAGAGUGGUGACUCUCAUUGAAGAUCCUGGGGGUUGUGUAUGGGGUGUAGCUUACAAAUUGCCAAUAGGAAAGGAAGAAGAAGUAAAAGCAUACCUUGACUUCAGAGAGAAAGGAGGCUACAGGACCACAACAGUCAUUUUUUAUCCAAAAGAUUCCACAACAAAACCAUUCAGUGUGUUGCUAUAUAUUGGAACAUGUGAUAAUCCUAAUUAUCUUGGUCCUGCACCUCUGGAAGACAUUGCUGAACAAAUUUUUAAUGCAGCUGGUCCAAGUGGAAGAAAUACAGAGUAUCUUUUUGAACUUGCCAAUUCUAUUAGGAACCUUGUGCCAGAAGAUGCAGAUGAGCAUCUUUUCUCUUUGGAAAAAUUGGUAAAGGAACGUUUAGAAGGAAAAUAAAACCUAAAUUUCAUGUAAAGACUUAGUGACUUUUCCAAAAAAACAGAGCUUUUAAUCUUCAGAGAGUUCACUUCAAUGUACAAUGAUAAAAUAGUUUGGAAAUGUAUUUACUUAAAAGUUUUUACUUACUUUUAAUGUAGUCAGGAUAUUAUCUAAAUUUACAUAUUAAUUUUAAGUGUCCUGAAACACAUACAUUCAAAAGACUGUGACACAAUACGAGAAAAAUCCAAGUUUUAAUCACAUAAUAAUAUCCUAACUAUAACAUUGAACACUUUGUUCACUAAACAUGAAUUAAUUAGAAAGAUACAGUAAAGGAUUCAGUUUAGUUCUUGUUUUUAUCCGAAUAAAAAUAAUCCUGUUGAAUAUGAUAAUACUAUUUUGAAGUUAUAGAGAAUUAAACUAAAAGUCCAAUAAAUAUAAGGUUAUGCCUUCAAUAUAUUCCUUUACUGUUCUGUAACCAUUAAAAUAAUGUGAUUAGAAAUAUAUGGUAAUAUAGACAUUUUUGCCUUGAUUAUGUAUUUCUUUGUUAUUCAUAUGCUAUAUGAGACCCUUUCAAAUUUAAGGCAGAAACUGGCUUUUUUUAAAAUGUAAAAAUUUCUUUGGAAUUGUAAUGUACUAUAUCUCUCCUUUUUGGAAUACAUUUUUCU
Molecule: messenger RNA, 1317 nt
Organism: Nycticebus coucang (slow loris)
Lineage: Eukaryota; Metazoa; Chordata; Mammalia; Primates; Lorisidae
Gene: CHAC2
Product: ChaC glutathione specific gamma-glutamylcyclotransferase 2
Exons: 3
Coding region: 104-670 (188 amino acids)
Biological process (GO): glutathione catabolic process
Cellular component (GO): cytoplasm
Molecular function (GO): glutathione specific gamma-glutamylcyclotransferase activity; gamma-glutamylcyclotransferase activity
Source: RefSeq, a predicted model, not a curated record